GAGCGCUGGUAGGAAGUGUGUUUAUUUACGAUGCUAUGACACUUAACUCUGAAGUCUCGAUAUUCACCAACCACUCCAUCAUCCUGGGAGGAUUAACUGUGUUUUCUGUGAAAACGAGCGUGGCUGGUUUUACCUCAGACUCGGAAUAACCGCCAGCUGUCUGUUUUUCCGCUCAAACUGCGUAUGCUAGUUUUAGCUCAGUGGCUAGCUAAGUUGGACCACAACCUUGCCCUGUCCGUCACCCAAACCACGCUGUGUUCUGAGGUGAAAGCUGCUCAAGAAGUUCGUCGUCGUUGUUCUCUCUGUCCUUGUUUAACUGAAGUCUUGGAGUUAAUGUGGAAACACUGUCUGAGAGUCCUCUUUGUUUGGUUUAUGUAACGCUAACUGUCCCCCUGGUGCUGUCCUCGGUGCUUUGACAGGACAGGACCACAGACUGACAGGGGCAUUAGGCUGGCAGCGACAUGGACUCGGUGAAGAUGGGUCGAUAAGUCGGUGAGGAGUUACAACUGUCGUCUUUGGCGACGUUAACCUCAGCCCUGUGGGGGCUCUCAUUGAGAGCUGAUUUCUCAGGUGUUGCUCUCACCUGCUCCGAGCCGGCACGAUGUUGGAAGGUCUCGUUGCCUGGGUGCUGAACACCUACCUGGGAAAAUAUGUCAGCAACCUGAACACAGAUCAGCUCUCCAUCGCCCUUCUUAAAGGAGCGGUCGAGUUGGAGAAUCUCCCUCUCAGGAAAGAUGCCCUCCGAGAGUUCGACCUGCCGUUUGAAGUCAAAGCUGGCUUCAUCGGGAAGAUUACUCUGCAGAUCCCCUUCUACCGGCCUCACAGUGACCCGUGGGUGAUCUCCAUGUCCCAGCUCAACCUGAUCAUUGGCCCCGCCCAGCUGCAGGAGUAUGACGACGAGAAGGAGAAGGAGGAGGAGAGAGAGCGCAAAAAACGCCUCCUCAAGGCUCUCGAAGACAAAUUUAAAAGUGAGUGUGAACAGAGAGGAGAGUCUUACUGGUACUCCGUCACCGCCUCAGUGGUCACCAGGAUCGUGGAAAACAUCGAGUUGAAGAUCCAAGAUGUUCAUCUUCGAUUUGAGGACGACUUCUCCAACCCUGAGAAACCUUUUUCUUUUGGGGUUUGCAUCAACAACGUUUCAGCUCAGAAUCCUUCUAAAGAGGCAGUACAGAGGCUCCUCAGACAAAAGCAGCUGGAGAUCGAAGACUUCAGUGUUUACUGGGACACUGAGUGUGAAAUGCUGGGAAAGCUGCCUGCGAAUCAGAUCCAGGAAGCAAUGACUCGCUGCAUGCAGAGCCGGGAGCACCAGUACAUCUUUGAACCGGUUUGUGCCUCUGUGCUGCUCAGAAGAAACACCUCCAAGGAGCCUCUGAGGUCCAGAAACACGCCGCGGAUUGAGGGCCAGGUCCAGCUGGAGCCCAUGUCUUUACGCCUAUCACAGAUCCAGUACCAGCAGAUCAUGGCGUUCCUGAAAGAGCUGGACCGGCGGGAGAGAGAGAUGCUCUAUCGAAAGUGGAGGCCCAAAGACCCCAUUUCUGGAAACUGCCGGCAGUGGUGGAUGUUUGCCAUCGAGGCCAACCUCAACGAAAUCAGGGAGCAGAGACGGCGAGGCAGCUGGGAGUUCGCCUUGCAGCGUGCACGAGACGCCCAGACGUACACCAGCCUCUAUUUCAGGAGGCUGAAAGGAGUCCCACUCAGUCCUCAGGAGGAGAGUGAGCUGGAGCGAGUGGAAGAGGAGCAGACGUUAGAGGAGCUGCAGAGUCUCCGAGAAAUUGUCCAUGACUGGUUUCGAAAGCAGGAGGAGAUUGCAGAAAAUGUACGAGAGCCCAGCACCGAGGUCCAGCUCUGUCCACCUCCUGGAUCCAUCCCCAAGAGUGGGAGCUCAGGGAUGAUCCAGUACCUGCAGUCGUGGUUCCCGGGUUGGGGAGGCUGGUACGGAGAAUCUCAGGAUCCAGACAGGCCUGAAGAGCUCCUGCCAAGCCCUUCCUCCUGGGAUAUUCUAGCAGAGACAGAGGACUUGUUCGACCCAUUGGAAGACUCUCACACUCUGAACACCUUCACCAGACGGGAUCACUUGUUUGCUCGAUUGGAGUUCUUACUGGAGAAGGGCGGAGUCACGCUCUUCCACCAGGACAGGAGGGAGGGCACACUGCAUGAGAGCGGCGUCAUCCAGCUAGAGUUCUCAGGGGUGAAGGUGAUUUUAGAGUCUCUCCCACGCUCCGAGUCCUCCCUGCUGUCCGUUAAGCUGGGUGGUUUGUUCCUGAGGGAUUUGACUACACAGGGGACCAUCUUUCCCGUCCUGGUGUCUCCAAAAACGGACAAACUGUUGGUGACCAUAAACCAGCAAUCAAGUCAGUCCAGCAAUACGUCAGAGUGCUCUUCCUCCCCCGUGUUUGAAAUGAUUUAUGAGCGUAAUCCAGUCAGGUGUAAGUUUGAGAGAAGGCUGGAAGUCAACACUAGUCCACUGAACAUCAUCUACAACCCUCAAGCAAUCAAAAAAGUCACCGAGUUCUUCUAUAAAGGAAGAGUUCAUACAUCAGGGUUUGGAUAUCAGUCAGAGCUGGAGCUGAGAGUAGCCGAAGCUGCCAGGAGACAAUACAACAAGUUGAAGAUGCAGACAAAAGCAGAGAUCAGACAAACCAUUGAUCAGCUACUCGUGGGAGAGUUUAUUGAGAACAGUAAGCGUUGGACGAUGAAACUGGACAUCUGUGCACCUCAGGUGAUUUUCCCUGAUGACUUCCAGUCAGGUGACCCGAUGCUAGUUGUGGUUGAUUUGGGCAGAAUCCUCCUCACUAAUUCUCAAGAUGACACUAAAGUUAGCUCAAAAGCUUCUCAACCUCAAAGGGAAGACAUGAGCGACGAUGAGUUCCAGACACCUCUUGCCACCCCGCCAGAGUCUCCACCGCCUGAGCUAGACCUCCCACAGAAAGAACAGCUGAAAUGCACUGAACUCCCUAGCCUCAGAUCCCCUGAGACUACACAAGCUUACAGCAGGAAGCUUUAUGAGAAGUACUCCUUGUCCUUUAAAGACUUGCAGAUAAUGGUUGGGCGCUGUAAAGACAACUGGAAACAUCUCCAAGAGAGUGAGGUAGGGCCUACUCAUGUUGUCGAGAAAUUCAACGUGCUGCUGCAGCUCGAGCAAAGACUGCGCUACACAUCGGACCCCCAGCUUCCUGGGGCGGUGCUCUCAGGAACUCUACCAGACCUGAAGGUUCAUAUCAACCUUGAGAAGAUGACUGCCCUCAGGAGCUGUUUAGCACGGCUAAGCAGUCCAUCUGCAGGUGAAGAGGACAAAUAUCCAGAGAGUGGAUCAAAUAUAAGAUCUCCUGACCCUAUUACCCUCCGCCAUGACAAGAUCUUUCAGAGAGAGGACAGCUCCUGGAAGCUGCAGGGUUCAGCAAAGAACCUGACCCAGAGUGUUAUGACGUUAGAGCAACACACGAGGGAAGUUCUGGUGGAGUCUCGUCUUCUGUUGGCUGAAUUCAACAUUAACUACAUGCAGCUUGGCGUAGAAAGCGAUGGCCGCUACAUAUCUGUUCUCAAGGUGUUUGGCACUAAUGCUCAUUUUGUCAAGCGGCCAUACGAUGCUGAAGUCUCUUUGACUGUCCAUGGUCUUCUUCUGGUCGACACCUUGCAGACAUACGGCUCAGACUUUGACCUUCUUGUAGCGUCUCAUAAGCACCUUAGUUUUGACAUACCCACAGGCAGUCUUCGAGAGAGCCAGCCAUCAUCGCCAGUGUCGUCUGAUGGUAGGUCUCCCAUACAUCAGGGUCACUAUCCCGAGUCAGCUCCUGGUGUGGAUAGGCUGUCCCCUUUCAGUUCUUUCCUCAAAGACCAGGAGGCUUUAAUAAAGCUGGAGUACCAGUUUGUGAGCUCAGACUGCCCUUCCAUGAACCUCGACAGCUCCCUUCAGGUGACAACCAUGCAGGUCAACAACUUGGACAUAAUUCUUAACCCUGAGACCAUGGUGGAGCUGCUCAAGUUCCUCCAGAAGUCUUUCCCCAAAGAGGAAAGCACUUUGUCAUCAUUGCAACAGCAAUCAACACAGCCCAACCCAGAAGAAGGAGAGGAGACAUAUCAGGCCACGUAUGACCAGAACAAAGAGUUGACUGUGGAAAUCCACCGCCUUAACCUGCUUCUCCUUCGGACUGUGUCCACCGGCACGGUUCUUGGGGCUGAGAAGAAAGGGUUGAAGAUUGCCACUGCUAGCAUCACUGGGACCAAAGUCAACGUGUCCAUGGGCAGUCGGUUGGACAUUAAUGGUUCACUUGGAUCCAUGCAGUUGGUGGACUUGACCCAGGAAGGAGGCCGGAGUCAGUUUGUGGUUAGCAUUGGCAAUGUGGAGGACAGCGCCUCCACACUAGGUGGAUUAACUUUCCUUGCUGACACUGCUACAUCUCCCUCCGAGGCUUUAAAUUUUCGCCUUCUGGAGAAAUCCCAAGGGGAGUGUUCAUUGAAACUUGAAAUGGCGUCCUUGCACUAUAACCACUCUGCCAAAUUCUUGAAGGAGCUCAGUCUUUCAGCCAAUGAGGUAGAAGACAAUUUCCGCUCCAUGUUGAAGAGUGCUGCCACGAAAGUGUCGACGGUUCUAGCCUCAAAGACAGCAGAGUACAGCGGUAUGGUGUCUCUCUUUGAGACUCCCUCGCGGAGAACUCGGACUCAUAGCCAGAGCUGGAAUUAUCCAUUCGAGGACGAGGAGGAUCUGUCCAUGGAGGAGCCUGAGCCCACCCUGGAUACAUUCUUUGUGAAGCUGACCCUCAACGUCAGCAUUGAAUCACCAGUUGUGUCCAUUCCCCGUAAGCCUGGACACCCUGAGCUGCUGGUCGGUCAUCUUGGAAGCAUCGCCAUCCAGAACUUUGUCACUGGGCAGGACUCUGAAGGAGAGAAGCUGCAAGUGCUGGUGAAAGACAUCCGGCUGUAUUCACUCAAUAUGAGUCAUCUGGUUUUGAAGAGGACGCCCAGAGGGGACAUCCUUGCCAGUGCUUCACCAUCCCGUAACGGGAGCAUCAGUCAGGAUGAGCCUCAGUUCACACGCCAUGACUUCUUUGAGUCCCUUAGCCGAGGCAAAGCCUUUCAUAUAUUGAAAGACACGACCAUACAGUUCACCAUUGAGAAACUUCCUGUGGAAGAAGACAACCAGUUCACCUUCUUGACCACAGACGAACCCUUCAAGAGCUCUGGACUUCUGAGAGUUGAGGGCAAAUUUGUCAACCCUGUUCAGGUGUUCCUGUGCAAGCCUGUGUACGAACAAGUCCUCCAGACUCUGGACAACUUGUCUCUGAUUGAGGAGAUUCGUGUCACGCCAAGUCAGCCUCCAACACCUCCACCUCCAACGCCUUCCUCCACCCGACACCCCCGCUUUCCAGAUCCUCAGGGAGGCCUGUUUGCCAGAGACCCUCCUCACGUUACCUUCUCUCACAUGUCCCUCCCCUCUCCUUUGCCUCUUCAGUCUCACAAACCAGAUCCUGAUUCUCCCUCAUUCACUCAGCUCAAAGUCACCUUACACGUAGCAGAGCUGCAGGUCCAGCUCAGUGCUGACCUGACGCAGGGAUCCCAGGGUUUAGUCAGCCUGCGCUUCCAAGAUCUGGAGGGAGACUUUACCAAAGACCACCCUCACCUGCUGGCAGUUCAGCUGGCUCUGCGCUCACUGCUAAUGGAGGACCUCCUGGAGCAGAACCCGGAGUCCAAGUACAAACAUUUGAUGGUGUCUCGUGGAGCUCUUAAACCUUCCACCUUCAGUCCAAAGGAAUACCUGUCCCAAAGCUGUCCAUCAGCAUCUAAUGCCUUAUGCCCAGACAUGCCCCGCUCACUGCCCGCCCACAUGGAGGAGGCCCAGAAUGUCUUCCAGCUCUACCAGAGACACCCGAGCACUCCUUCAGCCAGCAGUCGCAAAUCCAAAAGAGACCCGGACUGCCCCAGUACUCCCCCUCCCUCUCCAACCCACCACACCCCGUCCCCUCAUCCUCCGCCUGACUUUGAUGACUCAUUAGUUCAUAUUAAUGUGCUGCUAGUGGACCAGAACCACCCCGAGUUUAAGACACGCUAUGGCAGUGUGGGACGAAGCAUAGACGUUGACUUUAACUGCUUGGACGUCUUGAUCACCCUGCAGACCUGGGUGGUUAUUUUGGACUUUUUUGGUAUUGGCUCCACAGCCAAUAAUCACGCUGUGAGGGUGAACCCACUGUCACCCCAACCAGUGCCAGGACACCCCCUCUACGAGCCGGACAUGGACGAGGAGGAGACAGCUGAGCCCGUCAACACUAAAGUGGACCUAAAGGUUCAUUCUUUGUCUCUUGUACUGAACAAGAAAGUCAACGAGCUUGCCAGAGCAAGUGUUUCCAAAUUAUCUGCCCAUCUGGAAAUGUUAGAUGGAGAUUUGGCCUUACAGGGUAGUUUAGGAAGUCUGUCCUUGAGCGAUCUUACUCCUCAUGGCGAUCUCUACAGAGAGCGCUUCACCACACGAGGAGGGGAGGCCCUGAUCUUCAACAUCCAUAAGUAUGGUGAGCCAGAUCCUUUGCUGGAGCGGGAAUGUGACAUCAGGGUCUCCUUAAAGAUGGCUUCAGUGCAGUAUGUCCACACACAGCGCUUCCAGGCUGAAGUGGUGGCCUUCAUUCAGCAUUUCACCCAGCUGCAGGAUGUCCUUGGCAGGCAGAGGGCUGCAAUGGAGGGACAGGCUGUGAGGGAUCAUCCUCAGCGGGCGUCCAGGGUUCUGCUGGAUAUCGAUGCCGGUGCCCCUGUGAUCCUGAUCCCAGAGAGCUCACGAUCACCGAGGGUCAUUGUGGCGAACCUCGGCCAGCUGAAGGUGCAGAACGUCUUCCUCCCAGCCGGGGCUUAUGGGACUUUCUCCCUUCGAGACAAGGACCGCGUCCGGAGUGCAGCAGGAAGGAGCAGUGAGCAGGAGAAGCCUAAAACAUCUACUUCCAGCACCUCCUCUUCCUCAGGAUUCACCCUGGGGAGGCCACAGUUCCCUGACACAGGGAGAACUCCUGAUGACGAAGGCCCUCAAAGCUUUGAAGACCAUGUGUGCCUGUUGGACUGCAUCGCCCUGGACCUGCAGGAGAUGGAUAUCUUUGCUGCAGAGCGGAUUCCCAGCCAGCUGUGGGACAGUGUUGUUAAACCUUCAGAAUCAUCAGACCUCAUCUUUCCCUCUUACUCUGUCCGCCGCACCGGAGACAACCUGCUCAAAGACCGCUGCCGCCUCAAGCUGAAAGUGGAACGCAACCUGGACAAAGAGCUGAGCCAUGCAGUUCCUGACAUGUCCAUCCACGGCAGCCUGUCGUCCGUCCACUGUUCUCUGGACCUGGAGCACUAUCAGCUGAUCAGAGGUCUGCUGGAGAACAACCUGGGGGAGCCUGUUGAAGAUUUCUUGCGACCAUAUAAUCUGCAGGACCCCAGUACCUAUACGGUGCUGAGCGGAGAUGUCUACACCACCUUAUCUUUCCUGGUGGACAUGAUGGAUGUCAGUCUGGAGCUGCUGGACAAGCCCAAACUCUUGGAUCAGAAGCGAUCACUAGCAAGGUUCGAUUUCAUGAAGUCGAAGCUGCUCUUUGAAAGUUUCUCCAAUGGGUCCAAGUCUGUAAACCUGGUGUCUCACUCCCUGCUGGCGUAUGACACUCGCUUCACGGGGUUGAAUAAAAGAACAAGUGGAGCAGAUGGAACGAGACCUAAUGCCUUUGACUGCAUCCUCCAGCCCUCCAAAACAGGCACAAAUCGAGCAUCCCUGCAGCUGGAACUGCAUUAUAGAUCAACACGGGACUCCUCCUGCUUCACGGUGGUCCUCAACAACCUCAGGGUCUUCCUUAUAUUCGACUGGCUCCAGCUGGUGCGAGACUUCCUGCGGGGGCCGGCGGAGAAGGCAUCAGAUGGAGGUCGGACACGUCAGCGUUGGCCCAGUAAUGCAAGCACAGACUCGGCCUCCGGCAGCAUGGGCCCCACAACGGUCGGAGCUGUUAUGCCAAAGACUGUGAAGAGCGGGGUGGUCACCAAGAGGUCCACGGUGCCGGUCACCCAGGACCGAUACCUGGAGGUUAAAAUCAACGUCACAGGCACAGAGUUUGUGGUUGUGGAGGACUCGUCCUGUCUGGACACAAAUGCCAUCAUCCUUAAAGGCACCACUGUCCUCACCUACAAACCCCGUCUGAUCGACAGACCUUUCUCUGGAAGCCUCGCUGGAAUAGAGGUGUUCUCCUGUCGGCUGGGCAGUGAGCAGGAAACAGCGCUGUCCAUCAUCGACCCUGUAAACGUUCAGGUGGAGCUGUGUGGGAGCCCCACGUACCAGAGCAGCUCAGGUCUGCUGGACGCCUUCAAUGUGGAGGACAUCCCACCGCUGCUGGAGAUUCAGUUCCCUGCUCUGGACAUCCGUCUGUCCUACAACGACAUUCAGCUCUUCUUGGCCAUUGCUAAGUCCAUCCCCACUGCCACCACGCCACCGCCCACAGUGACCGCACCAGGGGCCGAGUCCUCUACUCCACCCAAAGACAGCUUCAGACAGAAGACUGAGGCUCUCAUAGAGGGUCAGCUGACCCGUUUACAAGACCUUGGUUUCAGGAAAGAGGACUGCAAGAGAGCCCUGAUCCACUGCAAAGGUCAGCUGGAUCAGGCUGCCACGUGGCUCCUUGAGAACGCAGAGAACAUGGCCAGAUCCAGGGCGGACUCUAGCUCCAGCACCCACUCGGCUCCUCUGUCUGGGGUGGAAGUGAAGGCCGAGAGCGUCUGCAUCUGUUUCAUCGAUGACUGCCUGGACUGUGACAUACCACUGGCUGAGCUCACCUUCUCCAGGCUUUAUGUGCUGCAGCGUAUUGGCUCUACUCAGGAAGGAAACGCCAGCUUCGCGCUGUCUGGAGACUACUACAACCGGGAGCUGUCAGGCUGGGAGCCCUUCAUCGAGCCCUGGCCCUGCUCCUUGUCCUGGCAGCAGCAGGCCGCUGGGCGUCUCCACCCUCCACGUCUGAAGAUGGGGAUUAAAGCCAAACAGAGGCUGGAUAUAAACAUCACCUCUGUUCUUUUGGAACAAUACAACACCACAAAGAGCUCCUGGAUGGCAGACUACUGUAACGAGGAGGCACAGUCCCCACAGUCUUCACCUGCCCUGCCCUGGCUUGGCUCCUCAGUUGACCCACCAGCUAUUGCACAGAAUGUAAAGUUGUCCAAGAGGAGGCAGCCGUUUGUGCCAUAUGCUCUGCGUAACCACACAGGAUGUACGAUGUGGUUUGCCACUCUGACUACAACCCCAACAAGGGUGGCGCUGUCUCACAGCAGCAGUGCAGACUCCAUCUCAGAUGUCCACGGUACAGGAAGUGAUGACCCUCAUAAUGUGAGUCAGUGGAGGGAGGUGCUGCCUGGAGAGGAGAUUCCCUUUGAGUUUGAAGCGCGGGAGAAACUCCGACACAGACACACUCACGAGCUGAAGCUGCACCAGCUGCUGGUCCGAGUCUGUGGAUGGGAACAAGUCAAACCCGUGUCCGUGGAUAAAGUGGGCGUUUUCUUUCGCUAUGCAAAUGCAGACAGGAACAGCUCCUCCAACACUGUUGGCAGUCCUAUCAGCAGAACAAACAUCAUCCACCCACAUGUUUAUUUCUCGGCCCUUCCUCCGGUCCGAGUCGUCUUCUCCAUCACAAUGGAGGGCAGCGCCAGAAAAGUCAUCACCGUCCGCUCCGCCCUCAUGGUGAAGAACCGCCUGGACGUUCCCAUGGAGGUCAGACUGGACAGCCCCUCUGCCCCCGACAAGCCGGUGGUGUUACCUCCCAUCCUCCCUGGUCAGGCCUUGGCGGUCCCUCUCCACCUCACAUCCUGGCGUCUCCAGGCCCGUCCCAAAGGCCUCGGUCUGUUCUUCUGUAAGGUUCCCAUCCACUGGACGAGCGUGGAGCGACCCGGAGAGACCAGCAGCAGUAAGAGGGAGUGUCAGUCUGCAGACUUUGACGACAACCUCAAGCGUAACUUCAGGUUCUGUGUGGUCAUCAAAAAGGAGAACUACCCUGACCAGCAGCCUGCCAAAAGGGUUACUGGCAGCGCUAAACAGAUCUACAGACAGCCGGGUCACACCAUCUACCUGCUGCCCACCAUGGUGCUCGCCAACCUGCUGCCCUGUGACCUCAACUUCUACAUUAAAGGGACGUCCAUUAAAGGCUCGCUGAAGCCGGGGAAAGAGGCCGUGCUUCACGCUGCAGACACAUCGCAGAACAUGGAGCUAGGAGUCUUGCUGGAGAAUUUCCCCGUGUGCAAAGAGCUGCUGAUCCCACCCGGCACUCAGAACUACGUGGUCCGAAUGAGGGUGUACGACACCAACAAACAUCUCCUCUGCCUCACCAUCCGCAUCAUCCUGAGGGCACAAGGAGCACUGAAGAUCCUCAUCUCUGCCCCCUACUGGCUAAUCAAUAAGACCGGUCUGCCGUUAAUCUUCCGCCAGGACAACACUAAAGCUGACGCAGCCGGACAGUUUGAGGAGCACGAGCUGGCCCGAAGUCUGAGUCCGUUAUUGUUCUGCUACACCGACAAGGAGCAACCCGCCAUGUGCACCAUGCGGAUCGGAAAAGGGAUCCAUCCAGAUGGAGUCCCUGGCUGGUGUCAGGGCUUCUCCCUGGAUGGAGGGAGUGGCGUCAGAGCGGUAAAGGUCAUCAUGCACGGGAACAGACCUGGACUCAUCUAUAACAUAGGCAUCAGUGUGCGGAAAGGAAAAGGACGCUACAGAGACACUCACAUCGUGACGUUCGCUCCUCGCUACCUGCUGGACAACCGCUCCUCGCACAAACUGGCCUUUGCUCAGAGAGAGUUUGCAAGAGGAAAGGGCACGGCCAACCCCGAGGGUUACAUCUCCACCCUGCCGGGCUCCAGCGUCGUCUUCCACUGGCCUCGUAAUGACUACGACCAGCUGCUGUGCGUACGCCUCAUGGACACCAAAAACUGCACCUGGUCUGGAGGCUUCGAGGUCAACAAACCAAAGUCCUUCCACGUCAACAUGAGGGACACUCUGGGGAACUGCUUCUUCCUGCGGACUGAGAUCACCUUGAAGGGAGCCACGUACCAGAUCUCCUUCACUGACACCGACCAGCUGCCUCCACCUUUCCGCAUCGACAACAUCUCUGAAGUUCCAAUCCAGUUCUGGCAGCACGGCGUGGCAGACAUCCGGCUGCACACUGAGGUGAAGGCGGGCUCGAUGCUUGACUAUGCCUGUGAUGAGCCCACGCUGCCCCCCUACCUCACCCUGACCGUGAAAGGAGCCGGAUCCUCAGAGGUCACAGCCGACAUGAACUUCUUCAGAGAAUACAACAAGCUCUACUACGAGAACUUCAUCUACAUCGCUGCCACACAUACGUUCUCACAGAGUGUUGAGAGGCGACCUGUUGGGAAGAAGCGCCCCGUGAGCUCGGCUGAACUCGUACUGGAUGUCGACACAAAGACUCAGAGAGUCAUCCUGAAAAAGAAGGAACCAGGGAAGCGCUCCCAGCUGUGGAGGAUGACCGGCUCUGGUAUGCUGUGUCACGAAGGCUCGUGCCCGCCGCAGAGCAAACCAGCUCAGCCACGCCCACUGGACUCCUCCCUAGUGCUGGACAUCGCUGGACUCGCAGCUGUUAGUGACAACAGUUUUGAGCCGCUGAUGCUUCGUAGGCCGGACUCUCGACGCAGCACCACCCAGACCUGGUACUUCAGCUCAGACAUGCUGACCUGUGGGCUUCCUCGGCUGGUAGUGCAGGUGAAAGGUGGUGUUGCAGGCCUGUAUGAUGGAGCAGAAGUGGUUUUGGGACCGGACUCUGGCCUUAUGGACCCUGGACCUGAGCAGCAAUUUAUCAACCAGAAGAUGAGACCUGGUUCUGGUGUGUUGUCAGUCCAGGUGCUGCCAGACGGACCCACACGAGUCCUGCAGAUCAGUGACUUUAACCAGAGGAGAAUGCUCCGGAGCUCCCCCAGCACUGAUCAGGAGAAGAGCAAAGAGGAGGUGAAGAAGGAGCCGGAGCAGGAGCUGGAGGUGUUGGUGAACCUGGAGGAAGGUGUGGGUGUCUCUCUGGUCAACAAAGCUCCUGAAGAGCUUGUGUUUACCACGCUGUCCGGUAUCGAUGUCCACUUUAUCCGCACUGCAUCCAACGAGGUGCUGGAGCUCAGCAUUCAGAACAUCCAGGUGGAUAACCAGCUGUUGGGCACAACCCAGCCCGUGAUGCUGUGCGUGACCCCCGGCUCCAGUGACAGCGGGAUAAACGACAGCGGCCCCGCCCUACAGGUCAACUCAGUCAAGGUCCCCAGCAACCUCAUGCUCACUGAUCUCUUCAAGCAUCUCAUGGUUACUGCGCGCCGCUUCACAGUCAUCAUUGAGGAGAAACUGCUGCUCAAGCUGCUCAGCUUCUUCGGUUACGGACAGACGGAAGCCGAGCUGGAGAAGUUGGAUGAAAACCUCCAUGAGAGGCCAAACGAGGAUGCAGGACCCCCCAAACGUUACUACUUUGAGAACCUGAAGAUCAGCCUCCCUCAGGUCAAACUCAGCGUCUUCACCUCCCACAAACUGCCACCUGAUCUCAAGGCUCUGAAAGGCACGCUGGGUUUUCCUCUGGUUCGUUUUGAAGACGCCGUCAUCAACAUGUACCCGUUCACAAGAGUACAUCCCUACGAGACUCAGGAGAUCAUCAUCAACGACAUCCUCAAGCACUUUAGAGAGGAGCUGAUCAGUCAGGCCGCUCAGAUCCUGGGCUCUGUGGACUUCCUUGGAAACCCCAUGGGCCUCCUCAAUGAUGUCACUGAGGGCGUGUCCGAGCUCAUCAAAUAUGGCAAUGUGGGCGGGCUUAUACGAAACGUGACUCAUGGAGUUUCUAACUCUGCUGCCAAGUUUGCCGGGACUCUAUCAGACGGGCUGGGGAAGACCAUGGACAACCGACACCAGAGUGAGCGAGAGUACAUCAGAUAUCACGGAGCCACCAGUGGAGAGCACCUGGUUGCAGGAAUCCACGGACUGGCACACGGUAUCAUUGGAGGCAUGACAAGCAUCAUCACGUCCACUGUGGAGGGUGUGAAGACGGAGGGUGGAGUUAGCGGCUUCUUCUCUGGCCUGGGUAAAGGUCUAGUGGGCACUGUGACCAAACCUGUGGCUGGAGCGCUGGACUUUGCCUCAGAGACAGCACAGACGGUGCGGGACAUGGCUAGUCUCAGUAACCACAGGCUGAGUGUUCAGCGCGUCAGGAAGCCUCGCUGCUGUAAAGGUCCUCAGGGUCUGCUUCCUCGAUACCUGGCCACUCAGGCCGACGGUCAGGAGCAGCUCUUCCACCUCACCGACAACAUCCACUCAGAGUUCUUCAUCGCUGUGGAGCCCAUCGACAGCUACUGCGUCCUCAUAUCCUCCAAAGUGGUCUACUUCCUGAAGCCUGGGGACUACGUGGAUCGAGAGGCCAUCUUCCUGGAGGUCAAAUAUGAUGACCUUUACCACUGCCUGGUCUCAAAGGAUCAUGGGAAAGUUUAUGUGCAGCUCACUAAGAAGGCAGAGAACACCAGCAGUGGGGUGGCCAUUCCUGGCCCCUCCCACCAGAAACCCAUGGUCCACGUGAAGAGCGAGAGUCUCGCCAUCAAAAUCUCCCAAGAAAUCAACUACGCCAAGAGUCUGUACUACGAGCAGCAACUGAUGCUCCCCGCCAGCGAGAACGAGGACUGCUUACUGCUCGAGUCGUGAUCACAUCGAUUUUUCUACCAGACUUUUCUUACAUCCUGAUGGGAGCGGAGAGGAGGAGACUUUUUGAUUUUUGUAGACCUCGACAUUUUAAAGUGUUUGACAAAAUGCAGUAAAGGGAACCGUCAGACGCCUGUGCACUUGAUUCAGUCAGGAUGUUUGACAAGCACACACAUGUACAAAAACAGAAAACAUAUGCAAGGCAGUGUCAGUAAGACGUGUGUGUAUGUAGAAACACUGGUUCUGUUUAUACGGCCCCCUGUCACUGAGGGGGCCUUUCUUCUUGAUGUGAAUAGACAGACAUGUAAAUAGAGCUACAAACCAACCGUACAAACGUGCUGUGUACAUACUGUAUGAAUGAAUUAUGAAGUAUAACAACCAGAGCUGAUAUAAUGUGAAAUGUAACAAACUGCCUUUAAAACUCUAUUUUGUGUAUAAGAGCCUUUAGUUAGAGGGGGGGUGGGGGGUUGAAUUGCACUGACAAACAUACACACUGGAGCUGCCUGUCACUGUCUCUCUGCCUUUUACAACCACAGACGUGUCCCGACUUUUAUGAAACAGCCCCCUUUUAACGAGCCUGGUGUCCAUCAGGACCCGAGCUCUCAUCUGAAGGAGCGUUUGGUCUUCCAGGAUUCAUCUGUGUGCCGGCUGUCAGACGUUUGGGGGUUUGGUUUGGUGUCAGACGAGAUUUUCUUGAGUUGUGUUAAAAAUAAGGAGAGUCCAGAUCAGGCCUCGAUCCGUGAUCCUGUAAAAUAACAUUCACAUGGACUGUGCUUCCAAUAAAGCAACACAACUGCA
Cheilinus undulatus (humphead wrasse) is the source of this 14440-nucleotide messenger RNA. RefSeq names its product vacuolar protein sorting 13 homolog D (gene vps13d). The transcript has 69 exons. The coding region runs from base 602 to 13645 and encodes 4347 amino acids. The record is from RefSeq and is a predicted model, not a curated record. NCBI's taxonomy places the organism in Eukaryota, Metazoa, Chordata, Actinopteri, Labriformes, Labridae. Gene Ontology annotation, biological process: protein targeting to vacuole; protein retention in Golgi apparatus; mitochondrion organization. Gene Ontology annotation, molecular function: protein binding. Gene Ontology annotation, cellular component: extrinsic component of membrane.